Molecule: messenger RNA, 795 nt
Organism: Cokeromyces recurvatus
Lineage: Eukaryota; Fungi; Mucoromycota; Mucoromycetes; Mucorales; Mucoraceae
Exons: 6
Coding region: 1-795 (264 amino acids)
Source: RefSeq, a predicted model, not a curated record
AUGGAAUUGGAUUGUUGUGAAAAUAAAGGAUCUUCUUCUAAAAUUAAGAUGGAUGUUUACAAUAAAGACAUGAUUACGAAUUCAAAAGAUAGUUUUAUUAAUCCUCAGCAACAACAACAAUCAAACAACGAACUGAUUAUUACUGCUAAUAGUAAAAACAUGAAUAUGGUGAAUAAAAGACGUCCACAACAGAGUAAUGUUAUAACCGAGAGACGAAGUGUGAAUAGGCGAAGUUCAUUAAUGCCAAGGUCGAAGGCUCUUUUGAGGGUGAUUGAUCAAACUGAUGAAGACUCACAUUUAGGUGAUAUAGAGAUGAGAAGAGAAUAUGAGACUACAACUCAACUGAAAAAUAUGGAUAAUUCAAUCGAGACAUUACAACAAGGUGUACCUCCUGCUUCAUGGACGAAAAUGGUAGAUAUGCCUUUAUAUCAAUGCUCCAAGUUAAAUCCAGAAAUAGAAAUGACUAACUUUCAACUGGAAAAUACAAUAUACAAUAAAACUAUUAAGAGAAAAGCAUCUGCAGAAGAUAGGCUAUUUGAUCCUUAUCCUAUACCAAUAAGCUUAAAACGAAGAGCUGUUUCACCUUCACUUUCUUUAAAUGGAUCCCCUAUUUUAUCAGACUUUUCUAGUCCUCCAAUACCUUCUACUUCAUCUUCUUAUUCCUUUUUUAAUAGUUACUUUGGAGGAACAGCCUCAGCUAACGCAGCAGCUAGAGCACAACAAAAGCCAUCUAGUAAUAGCACAUUUAACUUACAUGAAGCAAGUGGUGGAUUAAGUCGAAUGUCUUUAGAAUAA